AGGGCCCCUGAACCUCCGCUACUCCUCUCAACGACCGCCCUCUUUUACUAUUCUUGUCCCGCCUCUCUCUCCUUCCACACAAUCUACUUCACCUCCUCUCUCCUCCUCCUCCUUGUAUUAAACCUUUCAUUCCUCACAUGGAAGCUCGCCGGCAACGUCGACCAUCCUCGAAACCCCCUCCCGCCCCCGCUGCCGCUGCCGCCGGCCAGCUCCUCCUCCUCCCCUCCGCCUCCGAUGCCCUCCCGCUCCCUCUCUACCUUACCAACGCCAUCUUCCUCGCCCUCUUCUUCUCCGUCGCCUACUUCCUCCACCACCGGUGGCGUGAGAAGAUCCGCGACUCCACCCCUUUGCACGUCCUCACCCUCUCCGAGCUCGCCGCCCUCGUCUCCCUCCUCGCCUCCCUCGUUUACCUCCUCGGCUUCUUUGGCAUCGGCCUCGUGCAGUCCUUCGUCUCCCGGGCCCCCACCCUGCACGACGUCAGCGGCCACGCUAACGGUCCUUGGCAAGUCAUGGAGCAAGAGGAGGACAAGUUCAUCAUCAAGGAGGAGGACCGCGAGGGCUGUGGCGACACCUGCACCCAGUGCACCGCGGGGCCGCUUGCCGACCCCCUUUCCACGUCUGUUGCCCUGACUGAGGAAGACGAGGAGGUCAUCGAGUCUGUGGUGGCGGGGACGACGCCGUCCUAUUCCCUUGAGUCGAAGCUCGGGGACUGCAAGAGGGCGGCUGCGAUCCGGCGAGAGGCAGUGCAGCGCACCACGGGGAGGUCCAUGGAGGGGCUGGCAUUCGAGGGGUUCGACUAUGCCUCAAUUCUAGGCCAGUGCUGUGAGAUGCCAAUCGGGUACGUGCAGGUCCCCGUGGGGGUUGCAGGGCCGCUGCUGCUCGACGGGAUUGAGUACGUGGUCCCGAUGGCCACGACGGAGGGUUGCUUGGUGGCGAGCACCAACAGGGGUUGUAAGGCGAUAAACACAUCAGGCGGCGCUACGAGCGUCGUGCUGAGGGAUGGGAUGACUCGAGCGCCUGUGGUGAGGUUCCGCUCCGCCAAGCGUGCCGCGGAGCUCAAGCUAUUCCUGGAGGAUCCCGGCAACUUGGAUACCAUAUCGGUUGUGUUCAACAGGUCGAGCAGGUUUGCCAGAUUGCAAGACAUUAGGUGCGCGCUCGCGGGGAGAAAUUUGUACAUGAGAUUCGUCUGCAGCACAGGCGAUGCAAUGGGGAUGAACAUGGUCUCCAAAGGUGUCCAAAACGUCCUCGAUUUCCUCCGGACCGACUUCCCCGACAUGGAAGUUAUCGGCAUAUCCGGGAACUAUUGCUCGGACAAGAAGCCCGCGGCGAUCAACUGGAUAGAGGGAAGGGGGAAGUCGGUGGUUUGCGAGGCAGUGAUAAAAGAGGAGGUGGUGCAGAAGGUGCUGAAGACCACCGUGCCGGCGCUGGUGGAGCUCAACAUGCUUAAGAACCUGGCCGGGUCGGCCAUGGCCGGCGCGCUUGGCGGGUUCAACGCCCAUGCCAGUAACAUCGUGUCGGCCAUCUACAUCGCCACUGGCCAAGAUCCGGCACAGAAUGUGGAGAGCUCUCACUGCAUCACCAUGAUGGAGGCCGUCAACGACGGCAAGGAUCUUCACGUUUCCGUGUCCAUGCCUUCCAUUGAGGUGGGUACAGUGGGAGGGGGCACCCAACUUGCAUCACAAUCCGCUUGUCUGAACCUACUCGGUGUAAAGGGUGCGAGCCAAGACUCUCCUGGCUCGAACUCGAGGCUUCUGGCCACCAUUGUGGCUGGUUCCGUCUUGGCCGGGGAGCUUUCACUCAUGUCCGCUUUGGCUGCUGGUCAACUCGUCAAGAGCCACAUGAAGUACAACAGAUCUUCCAAGGAUGUCUCCAAAAUGGAGUGCCAAUAAGAGAACAAGAUGACCCCGCUUUUAUUCGUGACAUCACAUGCCUACAAAACAUUGGGACUGGGGAGAAUAAAAGCUAGGAGAAGUCAGAAAUAAUCAUCUGUGUAGGACAUGGCAAAGAGAAUUAGGAAGAGGGCAGGCAUUUUAAGGAUUUAUACAAGGGCGUGUGGGUACAGAGAAAACAAGAAGGCAAAGAAUUAGGAAUUGGAACAUUUAGUGAAAGCCUUACGAAAAAUAAGAUCUUUCUAUGUCCCUGUGUACAUUAGAUCCUGUCUUUUAAUGAAGGGUCGGUUCUGUUUGUGACUCCUUUCAAUCUGACCGAGAUUAGAGCAGCAAUCCAGUUUCUCUGUUGCCGGCGGUAUGUUGUUUCGCCUUGUCUCUUUGUAAUCUCCAUUGAUCUGUAUGUUGUUUCUUUGUUAGCAUAAUGGAUUUGUCUUUUCAGAAGAAAGACAUAUCAGAGGAAAUUUUAGAUAUUUCUUUUGCCCUCUCUUUCUAGUUCCAUCUAUUUGAAUGAAUAAGCUGAAGGAUGCCGUAGUUUCAUGCACAGUGGACUUCUAGUUCCUUUCCGGGUAUCAGACGAAGGGCCUUUGCUA
Molecule: messenger RNA, 2479 nt
Organism: Rhodamnia argentea
Lineage: Eukaryota; Viridiplantae; Streptophyta; Magnoliopsida; Myrtales; Myrtaceae
Product: 3-hydroxy-3-methylglutaryl-coenzyme A reductase 1-like
Exons: 4
Coding region: 138-1889 (583 amino acids)
Biological process (GO): coenzyme A metabolic process; sterol biosynthetic process; isoprenoid biosynthetic process
Cellular component (GO): endoplasmic reticulum membrane; peroxisomal membrane
Molecular function (GO): hydroxymethylglutaryl-CoA reductase (NADPH) activity; protein binding
Source: RefSeq, a predicted model, not a curated record